CACGCAUGCGCACCAGGGAAUAUCCCAUCGUGCCCCUGUGGCGGGAGGUGCAGAAGUGAAAGUGAAGAUUCCUGUAUUUUCCGAAGAUUUUUUCGACCCAAACCAUGGCGGAUGGCGGGGAGAACGGCGCGAUCAGCGAGGCGGAGGCGGCCCUGUACGACCGGCAGAUCCGGCUGUGGGGGCUGGACGCGCAGAGAAGGCUGCGAGCGUCGUCUGUCCUGAUCGCGGGGCUGAAGGGGCUCGGUGCGGAGGUCGCCAAGAAUAUCGUGCUGUCCGGGGUCAAGGCUGUCACCUUACUGGACCACCAGCAGGUGACAGAAGAAGACUUCAGCUCCCAGUUCCUGGUGUCUCGGGCUGAUCUGGGCAAAAACAGGGCAGAGGCCUCCCAGGAGAGAACCCAGAACCUGAACCCUAAUGUCAAGGUCACGGCCGACACUGAGGAUGUCAAGGACAAACCCAACGAGUUCUUCACCAAGUUCAACGUCGUCUGCCUGACCUGCUGUUCCCAGCAGACCCUGCGGCGGGUCGGCCAUGUUUGCCAUGACAACGGGGUGAAGUUCUACGCGGGGAACGUGCACGGGUACUGCGGGUACAUGUUUGCUGACCUCGGGGAGCACGACUAUGUCGAAGAAAAACCAAAGAUUGUCAAAGCAGACAAAGAGAAGGGGGAGGAAGACAAAGAGGGACCCGCUGGUAAGAAGGCUAAAGUAGACACAACUGAGACAGUGAUGGUCAAAAAGACUGCCUCCUACUGUCGGUGGCAGGAGAGUCAGACUGUAGACUGGACAUCAGACGCCAGCAGUAAGGCUAUGAAGAGAACACCUCAGAUGUACUUCAUCAUGAAGGUCCUGCUGAGAUUUCGGGAGGACCAUGGCAGAGACCCGGCCGUCAGCAGCAGGGAGGAGGACAAGGUUGCGUUGCUACGGUUACGGGAUGACGUCCUGACGGAGAUGAAGCUGAAAACAGACCUGGUUGGUGAUGAGUUUGCAAGCCAGUGUUUUGCAGCUCUGAGUCCUGUAUGUGCAGUGGUGGGAGGUGUGCUCGCUCAGGAAAUUGUCAAGGCUGUUUCGGGUAAAGACGCGCCACUGAACAACUUCUUCUUCUUCAACGGGACCGACGACAGUGGCAUGGUGGACUGCAUCGGGAAGAGCUAGGGGAUGCAGUACUGGUAAACACAGCAAGGGGGCACUUCUGUUAGGCACUUGUAUCAUGUGCCCUGUCCAAGUAUACUGUUUGUUGUGUUUCCAUGUUCCUGUCUCCUGUUCUGUUAUGUUUAGGAUGUUAAGGACAAGGACAGGUUAUUGGGUAGAGAUUACCAAAGCGUUCUCAUGUUGUAAGCCAGUGUAUUGUACCUGUCUAGUGUUUGUGUAUCAGAUUACUCUAUCUUGUAUCGGAUUACUCUAUCCCCAUUGAUAGUUCUCCUUGUGUCCAGUUCUGGUUCAGUAGAGGGGGACAAGGUUAUACAAAUUACUGUGUUUUGUUGUCCGAUGAAGCAGAAACGUGCAGGCGGUGAAAGUUUUGUUCUGUCCUGCUGUAAGCAGCAGCUUGUGGAUGGGUCCUGAAAUCCGUAUGAAGUUCAUGUGAAUGUUUGCCAUUGAUAGAUAACACACACUGACAACUUAUACUUAUCCCACAUAAGUUGGAUUAGCUUGGUGAAAAGGGAAUUUACAGAAAGUAUGUGGUAAAAACAUUGGUUUCCUUAAGUAUGCUUUCAUGCAAGAUGACGUUAUGUCCUGAAGUUGGUCUAAAGUACAUGUGAACUCAUUGAUAGACUGACAAUGCAUACUGAUCUCAUAUAAGUUGGCUUUGCUUGGUGAAAUUUACAGAAAGUAUGUGGUAAAAGACAUUGGUUUCCUUUUACUCAGUUUUGUUGUUUAAAACUGAUUGACAAGCAAACAAACUGUCCUUUACAAAAUGACUGGUCGGCAUUGAUGACCAUUUGAUGACUGUAAGAAAUGCUUUCACUCAAGAUAACAUAAAUUUCUCAUGGCAGUUAUUUGUAACCACUGACUGGCAGUAUGGAAAUGGUUGCUCCAUUGUUAAAUGGUAAGGUAAUACUCAGGAUAGUCCUUAUAGUAUACAGCUUGACCUACAUCCAUGUAGACAAGUGGGUUCCAAGAACAGUUUCUAUUAUUUCUCCAGUGACAUGCCCAGCCUGGUAGAGGCUAGACAAGUGUGUUCCCAGAAGGGCUGGGGAAAGUGUUCAAGAGCAGGACUGGUAAUGGUUACAGCAGGGCUACAGGUGGUGGUGGGAACAGUCCAACCCUUAGGUGGUAGGGAGGACCAACCCUGGGAUCCAGAUAUAUUUCUUUCUACCUACCCACAAUCAUAUUAUGAUUCAAAUUACAACUGUUUAUAGAUAUUUUUUUCUGCAAUCUUCAAUUUUGUAAAUAAAAUUUCAGGGGUACAAAAUAUAUUUUGAGCCCAGGGACCUACAGAUAGUUUAACACUCUGUAAGCCUUCUUUGUCAGACGGUCGGUUUGUUGUAUUAGAUGUGUUACUGUCCUACUACUGCUGUCCCAUUGCACAUUACCACAACUGCUGUUUGACUUUGAGCUGUUGUGCUUAUGUUAGCCUCAUACAGACACCAGCUGUACAGGUGCAUCAUUUAUAGAUUAUACAUAGUUCUUUGAGGUCCUAAGGAUGUGCAUUAUGUUUGAUAACUUUCUUUCGUGUAUCAUAUUUGUCAGUAAUCUUUGAGUAUGUAGGAAUCGGGACUUGUCUCACAAUGAAAAGUGCAAAGUAGGACCAGUCAGUAUUGCCCUAAAGGAAGGUGAGAAACGUCGACUAGGUGUUAAAUCUUUGGUUGCAAAAAACUUUGUUCUCCAGUGAUUUACCAACCUGAUGAAACCUGUACACGGAAAAUAUGUCCAGUCUACGAUAUCGUAAUUACACCAAAGUAUGAUAUUUCAGCCAGGGAUUCAAAUCCAGUUUCUACUUUUUACAAUAAAGUUUCUCCCAGGUGAACAGUGAA
This is a messenger RNA of Branchiostoma floridae (Florida lancelet), 2974 nucleotides long. Its product is annotated as SUMO-activating enzyme subunit 1-like. The record is from RefSeq and is a predicted model, not a curated record. Gene Ontology annotation, cellular component: SUMO activating enzyme complex; cytoplasm. Gene Ontology annotation, molecular function: SUMO activating enzyme activity. The transcript has 9 exons. Bases 105 to 1154 code for a protein of 349 amino acids. NCBI's taxonomy places the organism in Eukaryota, Metazoa, Chordata, Leptocardii, Amphioxiformes, Branchiostomatidae. Gene Ontology annotation, biological process: protein sumoylation.